GUUCCUGAUCGAGAAGAGCAUCGUACCUGUCAUGUCUGGACGCGGCAAAGGUGGCAAGGGUCUCGGUAAGGGAGGCGCCAAGCGUCACCGUAAGGUGCUUCGAGACAACAUCCAGGGCAUCACCAAGCCAGCUAUCCGUCGUCUGGCCCGCCGUGGUGGAGUCAAGCGAAUCUCCGGUCUAAUCUACGAGGAGACCCGAGGCGUUCUCAAGGUCUUCCUCGAGAAUGUCAUCCGCGAUGCGGUCACAUACACCGAGCACGCCAAGCGCAAGACGGUCACCGCCAUGGACGUUGUCUACGCUCUCAAACGCCAAGGUCGCACACUGUACGGCUUCGGUGGCUAAAGGAUCAUCUGACGGACGCAUCAUCACAAGCAACCCCGGCCCUUUUCAGGGCCACCCAAAUAUCCCCAAAAGAACUGUAUUCGCUCACAUCACACACGUACAUCUACACCUGCCUCCAACAAUAAA
This is a messenger RNA of Branchiostoma belcheri (Belcher's lancelet), 469 nucleotides long. Its product is annotated as histone H4. Lineage: Eukaryota; Metazoa; Chordata; Leptocardii; Amphioxiformes; Branchiostomatidae. The coding region runs from base 32 to 343 and encodes 103 amino acids. Gene Ontology annotation, biological process: nucleosome assembly. The transcript has a single exon. The record is from RefSeq and is a predicted model, not a curated record. Gene Ontology annotation, cellular component: nucleosome. Gene Ontology annotation, molecular function: structural constituent of chromatin; protein heterodimerization activity; DNA binding.